Molecule: messenger RNA, 1706 nt
Organism: Danio aesculapii
Lineage: Eukaryota; Metazoa; Chordata; Actinopteri; Cypriniformes; Danionidae
Product: G2/M phase-specific E3 ubiquitin-protein ligase
Exons: 8
Coding region: 1-1635 (544 amino acids)
Cellular component (GO): nucleus
Molecular function (GO): ubiquitin-protein transferase activity
Source: RefSeq, a predicted model, not a curated record
AUGAGACGGUUCCAAGUAUUUGAUCAAAUACAGGCACUGUUUGACUUUGUGGGAACACAUUCCUCAGCCACAGAGUAUUUUUACAUAAAGGAAGCUACAUCAGCAGUAUCAAUAUCUAGCACAGUUCCCGGCACUCUUGUGGAUCAUUACUUGAAUGCCCCAUUGAACAUUCAUGUUCGAUGGAUGGAGAUGGAAGAUGUACAAGCCCUUUUCCACCAGCAGAAUUCAGUUAUUUUGCCAAGUCCAGAUGAACUUGAGACUAGCGAGGUUCAAGAUGACCUUGAAACAGUGGAAUCUGUGACUCCAGACGAAAUUCACAGUCAAGAUGACAUGGAAAUCAUGGAUUCUGGAGAAGAAAUGUACUCAAAUCACAGAGAAAAUGUCUCUGAAACAGUGGAUUUUGGACCAGAAAUAUAUACCAACUACAUCAAUAUAAUGCCAGACAAUGAUUUACCUGAGCCAGAUGACCAAGAUCAUCAAGAUGGUUCUGAAGUUAUGUAUUUGGAAGACUUUGUCGGUUCUACAGAGGAUAUACUUUUGGAGCUUGGGAAAGAAAUAAACUACAACUUAAGCUGCAGAUUCAACAUUAAUCGAAAAAAUGUACUAGAUGGUGCAUUCAGAGCAUUUGGACGAAAAUCCUAUGAUCCCUUCAAAAGAAUUUCUGUUCGAUUUUCUGAUGAAUGUGGAAAUUUUGAAGAGGGUGUGGAUUUGGGAGGCCCACGGAGGGAGUUCCUUAGCUUGCUCAUAGAAGAAAUUGAAAAAUCUUCAAUGCUUGCGGGCCCAGAUGGAUGCAAAAACCUUGCUCUUGACUCUGUUGCUGUCAGACAAGACAGAUACUAUCUUGUUGGAAAAGCUAUAGCUGUCAGCAUGGUUCACGGGGGACCAUCUCCAGGAUUCUUUUCACCCACUUUGUUUGAAUGCAUCAGUAAUGGACAAGUCUCACCCACGAUAGAAGAUGUAAAUGACUUGGACUUGCAAGCUAAAAUCAAAAAGAUUUCACUUGCUGCAACCAUGGAGGAGUUGUGUGAGGCAACAGAGUGUAUGAGUGAAUACCUGGCAAAUGCAGGAUGCCUUCGAGCUGUAAAAUGCCUAAAAGACAAAGAUCUGCUUUUACAAGACAUCCUAAUGUUCCAAGUCGUGAACAGACUUCAUGGUCCACUUGAACGACUUAAGGAGGGCUUGAGCACUCUAGAACUGUUGGAGGCUGUUGUUAAACACAAAGAAGCCUUCAGGCCCCUUUUUUGCAGCCCACCACAGCCACUUACAGCAGAUGCCCUCGAUCAGUUAUUCGAUAUUCGUUACUCCACUGUUGGAAGUAACAAGCGGGCAGAGGAAAACACCACAGUGGCAUUCUGGAGGGACUACCUUAUAGAUGUAGAAGAGGGCACCUCUAGCUGCACGCUACAGAAAAUUCUUACAUUUGCAACUGGAUGCAGUGCUCUUCCUGCAAUAGGAUUAAAGCCACAGCCAUCAAUUGAGUUCUUGCACCCCAUGGACACUUCAGAGAGAGAGAAGUUUCCAACUGCAAACACAUGCAUCAACUGUUUGCACCUUCCUUUGCACAAAAACUAUGAAAUGUUUAAGUCUAAUAUGGACUUUGGCAUUUGCAACACUCAAGGGUUUGGUCAAGAGUAGUAUGAGAAAUAUUUGAAGGGCUACUUUGUUGACAAGUUUGUUGUCUUAGAUUUCAGUAUACAUUCUGCAAA